Molecule: messenger RNA, 1233 nt
Organism: Rotaria socialis
Lineage: Eukaryota; Metazoa; Rotifera; Eurotatoria; Philodinida; Philodinidae
Source: the annotation of a GenBank genome assembly
AUGUCUGUACAAUUCUCAGUUCAAUCCAUUGAAUAUCUGACUGAAAAAUUAAAUAAUGGUCGAUGUUUAUGUGAUGAACCUGUUGUUUAUCUAGCUUCAAAAAUCAGUCGAGUUAUUUUUAAUCUCUUAGAAGAUAGCUGUAAAUUUGUUAGAAAAUGUCGUCGCAACGAAAUGGUAACUGAUGAUUUUGCAUUUGCAUUAAAAUUAAAUCAUAUAAAACCUAUAUAUGGUUAUACAACAAAGAAUAUUGAUCGUUCUUCAUCGUUUCGUAAAAUAAAAAAAGACAAUCGAAUUUUAUAUCAUAUUGAUGAUAAUAUCGUCGCAUUAAAUGAUUCAAUAACAAGUCAAGUACUAGUACCUUUUGAUUUCAGCAUUCGUGCACAUUGGCUGGCAGUCAAUGGUCAACAACCUAUAACAAAUGAAAAUCCUAUUGUAGAUACAUCGAUUCGUUCAGUAUCACAGAAAAUUUUGAAUAAAUCACGCAAGCUGCUAUCCAUGGAACAACAAAUUUAUUAUAAAGAAUUGACCGAAAUGUGUAUUUGUUUAAAUGAAAAAAAACGACAACAAGCUUUAUUGAUUCUUUCAUCGGAUAAUAGUCUUCAACAAGUCGUUUCACGUGUGAUUAUUUUCAUAUCGGAAGGUGUACGUGUAAAUUUGUCGCCCACAUCGACCUUUGAUCGAUCCAUAAUAUUGAAUUUUCUACUGCACAUGUGUGAUGCAUUAUUACAGAAUGAAAACAUCUUUCUAGAAUCUUAUUUACAUUAUUUAUUGCCAGCUAUACUUUCUUGUUUACUCGAACGAAGAAUUUCACGUGAUCAUUGGUCAUUACGCGAUCUUGCAGGAAAAUGUUGUGCACAAAUGAUACGGAAAUUUUCUACUGCAGCAAAUCGUUUACAACAAAGGGCAGUUGAUAUUUUUUAUCGAAUUUUAAUAAGCAGCGAAGAAGAAUAUACUUGGCCAUCACAAUAUGGAGCAUUUAUUGGUCUUUGUGAAAUGAGUCAUAAAGUGAUUAUUCAAAUCAUUUUUCCACUUAUUAAACAAUUAGGUGAAAAAGUUCGAUUAAUAUCAGAUAGAGAAUUAUCACUUAAAAUGACUGAAGUUAUUGUUAAAUUUAUAACAAUAGCUUAUCGUUCAGUACAAAAUGACAAUGAAAGUAAUGAAAAAAAACUUUAUGAAGAUUUUGGCUUGUACUUUGCUCCUCUGAUUCAACGACAAUUGAUAUUAUUAUUGUAG